Vigna umbellata (rice bean) is the source of this 1676-nucleotide messenger RNA. Lineage: Eukaryota; Viridiplantae; Streptophyta; Magnoliopsida; Fabales; Fabaceae. The record is from RefSeq and is a predicted model, not a curated record.
AACAACCUUAGCCUCUCCCCACAAUGCCAGCCUCACUGGCCACACCGUCGCCGGCGACUACUGCCAGCGUCGUACCACAUCGUCGCUCGAGAUCGCUGCUCGCGCCGCGCCGUUCUUCCAUCGCUGUUUGGUUGGAUCACCACCGCGUCGCUUCACUUCCUUCACGGCCACCGUCAUCCGUUCUGUUCAGGUCGAGCACCACCGCACCGCUUCACUCAACCACCACACUUGUUCUGUUCGGUUCAAGGUCACCGUGCUGUGUUUGUCUUCGUUCGCGACCACCGUGCCCUAUUCUCUCUGGCGCAACGCCUCUGGCACGAUCCCCUAUAUCUGGCGCGAUUCAAGUGUCCCUCUAUUCGCUACUUUACCAAGGACAGGCGCCGACGCUCCGAACCAGGGAUCAGUUGCUUUGGCAGAAGCCAAAGCUACCAGCAAUGGGAUUCGCUCACAUCGAAAUUCUCGGCCGCCGCCAAUAUUCCGUUUCUGUUACUGCAAAUGCCGCAAAUCAUACUCAAUGCUCGAAACCUUUUAUCCGGAAACAAAACCGCUCUCUCUGCUAUCCCCUGGCUGGGAAUGUUAACUAGUCUGCUUGGGAAUCUGUCUCUACUUUCAUACUUUGCCAAGAAAAGAGAAAAGGAGGCGGUUGUAGUUCAGACAUUGGGUGUGGUUUCAACAUAUGUUGUCCUUGUUCAGCUGGCACUGGCUGAAGCCAUGCCUUUGCCUUACUUUUUGGCUACUUCAGUUGUUGUGAUGUCUGGUCUUGUUCUGAAUUUCUUGAAUUACUUUGGUUUACUAAAUGAUGGACUCUGGCGCUUUUGGGAAGAUUUCAUUACAAUUGGGGGUCUUUCAGUGCUUCCACAAAUAAUGUGGUCUACAUUUGUUCCCUAUUUACCUAACAGCAUCUUACCUGGGGCAACUGCCUUUGUGAUUGCUAUCUUGGCUGUUACAUUGGCCAGAACUGGAAAACUUUCUGAGAAAGGUGUUAAAUUCGUUGGAGGAAUAUCUGGAUGGACAGCUACACUACUCUUCAUGUGGAUGCCAGUUUCUCAAUUGUGGACAAAUUAUCUCAAUCCCGAGAACAUGAAAGGCUUGUCAGCUUUUUCGAUGUUGCUUGCCAUGCUUGGAAAUGGGCUUAUGCUUCCACGUGCUCUCUUGAUUCGUGAUUUCAUGUGGUUCACUGGUUCAGCGUGGGGCUACCCUUUUUUUGGAUACGGGAAUAUUGCUUGCCUAUAUUUGUAAGUUUUAUGCCUAGUAUGCUUGUGCACUUUUCUUUCUCUUUUCUUUCUUGUGUUCUUUCAAGGAAAACAUAGAAUCAACUGUAACUAAUAUUGCGCCUUUUCCAGUUUAAAAAUUAUUAGCAAGGAAUUCUUCCUAGCAGCAAACGGCGGUUGCGUUUCGCUGGAUAGGUUCCUCUCUUAACCUUAAGCACUCAUAAACAGUGUCAUAUAUAUAUAUUAUAUAUAAUAUAUCUGUUAAGUCAUAUUUUAGUCAUGACCACUGUACAAUAUUCUAUUCCUCCAAUUUAUAUAAUGAUGAUUUACCAUUACUGCCUGUUAUGAAUUAGUCAUCGAGGUCAUGUCUAGAGCAUUAUUGCUAAUUUUAUUGGUUUAUAAACUGUUAUUCUUUAGGCAUGUUAAGUACUUUUAUUUUAAAAAAUAAUUAUGGAUGCUGUGUGA